GUUAAAAAUCCAUGGUUCCAUCUUUAGACCCCGCGGCCACCGGCGUAGAGAAUCGGAGUUGGAACUUGGAAGAAGAUUGAUUGGCGAUCAUCACUGCAAAUUCCGAACACUGCUAAUGGAAAUGGAGCUCUAGUUUCUUCACUCAGCUGCUGGAUCUCGCCUCUGCAGACUGCAACACGAUGCGAGCUCUUCUUCUGCGCAAGGCCUUCUCUCGGGCUCUCUCUCCCCCUUCAUCUGCAAUUGCUUCAUCCUUCAGAUCAACGGAAUUCCCCUCCUCCGCCGACGGCCGUUGUCACUUGCUUGGUUCUCUAUGGUCCCUCAUUCAACACCGUGGAUUCAAAGUGCAUGGUUCCGAUGUGAGAGUGGGGAACAUAAUUGAACGGAAAGAACGUAUUUUCCAGGUUACAAGAGUUGAUCAUUCACAUGAAGGAAGAGGAAAGGCCACGAUCAAGGUUGAACUUCGUGACGUUGAGAGUGGAAACAAAGUAACUCAACGAUUGGCUACAGAUGAAUCUGUUGACAGGGUUUUUGUACAGGAGAAAGCAUAUAUAUUUAUGUGUAGAGAUCGGGAUGCCAAAGUAUUAUUAAUGGACCCUGAUACAUAUGAGCAACUGGAAGUCCCCGAGGAAUUGUUUGGCAAGGCUGCCAUGUAUUUACAAGAUGACAUGAAAGUUAUGGUACAACUUUUCAAUGACACUCCCUUAUCUGCAUCGGUUCCAAAACGAGUGACGUGUGUUGUGAAGGAAGCACAGCCACCCAUGAAGGGAAUCGCGGCUACUCCCAAGGAAAAGAAAGCAGUGCUGGACAAUGGCAUGACAAUAAAAGUAAGUAAGGUACCACCACACGUUGUUAUUGGAGAUGUUGUAGUUAUUAAUACAGAGGAUGACUCUUAUAUCGAGAGGGCAAAGGCAUAGUCAUAUGAUUCCAUGAGAAGGAUGGAUAGGUCGUCCUUGAAUGUGGUUGUUGAGGAAUUUGCUUAUUUAUUAUUUGAAAUGUUUCUAUUGUUUCAUACAAUGAGAUAUGCAAUGUUGAUUUAGAUUAUGAGAAAUAUCAAAAUAAUGGAGAUAUCGUCGAGAUUUGUAUUAUC
Momordica charantia (bitter melon) is the source of this 1087-nucleotide messenger RNA. Its product is annotated as elongation factor P (EF-P) family protein. The record is from RefSeq and is a predicted model, not a curated record. Gene Ontology annotation, molecular function: translation elongation factor activity. Gene Ontology annotation, cellular component: cytoplasm. NCBI's taxonomy places the organism in Eukaryota, Viridiplantae, Streptophyta, Magnoliopsida, Cucurbitales, Cucurbitaceae. Gene Ontology annotation, biological process: peptide biosynthetic process; translational elongation.